This is a messenger RNA of Bufo gargarizans (Asiatic toad), 2827 nucleotides long. RefSeq names its product calmodulin-1. The transcript is spliced from 6 exons. Lineage: Eukaryota; Metazoa; Chordata; Amphibia; Anura; Bufonidae. Gene Ontology annotation, molecular function: calcium ion binding. The coding region runs from base 96 to 545 and encodes 149 amino acids. The record is from RefSeq and is a predicted model, not a curated record.
CACCCCCAGCACUCUGUGGAGCAGCUCAGUGCGUUGUGUGGUCAGUCCUCGGCAUCUCCCGUCACACGGAAACCUAAUCCUCCCGCCUCUCCGCCAUGGCCGAUCAGCUGACUGAAGAGCAGAUUGCUGAGUUCAAGGAGGCUUUCUCCUUAUUUGAUAAAGAUGGGGAUGGCACCAUUACCACUAAGGAACUGGGCACCGUCAUGAGGUCACUCGGCCAGAACCCCACAGAAGCUGAGCUGCAGGACAUGAUCAACGAAGUAGAUGCUGAUGGCAAUGGUACAAUUGACUUUCCUGAAUUUCUGACCAUGAUGGCAAGGAAAAUGAAGGACACAGACAGCGAAGAAGAGAUCCGUGAAGCAUUCAGAGUGUUUGACAAGGAUGGGAACGGUUACAUCAGCGCAGCAGAACUCCGUCACGUAAUGACUAACCUAGGGGAAAAACUUACAGACGAAGAGGUAGACGAAAUGAUCAGAGAAGCCGAUAUAGAUGGGGAUGGGCAGGUCAAUUACGAAGAAUUCGUACAGAUGAUGACUGCAAAGUGAAGAGUUCUCCUCAAUUUUUCCUCUAGAAGAAUCAAACUGAAUCUUUUACUUACCUCUUGCAAAAAUGUUCAUUUACUCAUUCUGUUUCUGUAUAGCAAAACUGAAUGUCAAGAAAUACCUUCUGUCCACAAAAAAAAAAAAAUCUGCAUGUAAUGGUUGGUGGUCCUGUCCCCAAAAACGAUGAGUUUAAACAUCAGUUUUACAGUAUCUAAAUACUCGUACUACCUUUUAACAACAAGGAAACACUUAGAGGACUCCUUAAGCUCCAUUUGCUAAUGAUUACUCCACUGUUUGGGCUGGCCAGUUUUACAUGCAUGCAGCUUGACAAUUGAGCACAGUCAGACCUUUGUAUUUAAAACUAAGAUAUAAAAAAAAAAAAAAAAAAGUUGUAAAAGCGAUUUCUGCCAUCGUUGGUGGAUUCUGUUUCAAUUUGUAGUAUAAAUUGUCAUAGCUGGUUUACUCUAAAAUUGGUUUAUACCUCAGGAUGGUAUGCGUGAAGGAUACAGAUGUGGGAAGCCCCCCACUCUUCGAAUGUUUUUUUUUUUUUUGGUACCAAGAUGACGACACUACCCGAGGAUGGCAUGUCUGGUUUUUAAUCUCAGUUUAACAUUUGUUUGUGCUGCACUUGAGUGAAACAGAUGUGGAGCCGUUACAGUUCACAUUUUAAAACUGAAAAAACAAAAUUCACUGUUGGGGGAGCAUCUUUGGACUCUCGUAAUUUUUAAAGAGGAAAAAAAAAAAUCUGCACCAGACUUGGAGACGGCGCUUUCCUAUAAUAUCUAUAGGACUUCAGCACAACGAUCAACAAGGCUGUUUGAGGAAAAAAAUAAAAUCUAAAACUUAAAAAAAAUGUCCAUUCCAAGUUGUAAAUGCUAGUUUUUUUUUUUGUUUUCCAAUAAAAGACCAUUAGUGUAAUAGAUUUUUAUUUUUUUCCUUUUAAUUUAUUCAUUCAUCCAUGUACAGAGCGCUUCUCGUGGCUUAGCGAUCCUUCUUGUUGCAUCCCUUUAACAUCUCCCUGUGUAGAUCUGUUGGUCUGUGACGCUUAGGACAGACUCCUCUGAUAGGGGACAGGGCUGGCCCCCCUGGCAGUGAGUGUAUAUAUUUUCUAAGUUCUGAGACUCCCUUCUUUCUCUGCAUCAACCUUUAGUCUUAAAGUGUGGCACAUGGAGAAGCCUUUAAUUUGCAUGCACAAAGCUAUUCUGAAAAAGGCACAUUUUGCCUAAUAAUGAGUUUUUAUUUAAAAAAAAAAAUUUCUUUGUCGGUAAACUGAGGAAUAAAGGUGUGAAUCCUAGGGAUGGGCGGCUGCGGGCACCUCAUCUGUGUUUCUUAGCGUUUAUGGCCGUCUACCAGCCUAGAGAGGGGGGGCGCGUGCGCUGCGUUGCGUUGUCUGCAUUCGGCAGUAGUUUUUGGUGGUUGCAGGAGAAGUGGCCAUCUUGAGCUGUACCUAUGAUUGCAGAGUAUAAACCGCCGUGACCAUUCCGGUCUUGGGGCGCAUGUUUCUUCAGCCGAUGAACAGAUGUCCUCAUCUGUAUAGCAUUGUCCUGGGUGUGUGACUUCAAAGGCGUUGCACUGAUUUAUAGGGACCUAGAUGUGACUGCAGUGGAUAAUAUGUAAAAUAUUUCAGGCUUUUGAGAAGAGCGGCAGGGGUGUAACAGAUUCUGCCAUAUCGGGCUGCAGACUUGGCCUACAAAGCUGUAUCUCCGGCCACGCGCUAUAUCCUCCCAUCCAUUUCAUGCAGUCGGAAGAAACCAGCUCGAUUUGGCUCCUUCCUGGGCGCCCUUAGGAGUUGUGUGAGUGGAUUGUUAAUACAUUUUGGCGAUUUAGAAAACAAUCUAGUGGGUGUGUCGCCAGUCUUCAUUUCAUUAACUGAUCAGUUAAACCCCCUCCCUACUCCUUGGCACCACUAACAUGGAUGGUGGCAGAAUAUCAAAGAUUUAGAACAUGGCGGUGGUAGAAGGCAACGCUUGGUGCACGUAGGGUAGGCCAGGGCGAGGCUUGAAAUUCAUCUCCUGCUUUUCAAUUCCUAUCAUUGUCAUUUCUGGGCCAUUGUUGGUGGCGAUCCCAUGUGGGACAGCGUGGACGUGGCACUCCUCCCUGCGCUCAUUCUACCAUGGCUUGACUGGAAGCUUGUGCUAAUUCUGAAUCUGUGCUUGCACUUUAGGGAAACAUAAAAAAAAAAAAAACACGCUAAGCCUUGAAACAAAAGACCUGGAUAGAGUAAAUGGCUGUCCUGUAUUGCAACUGAAAUUAAUAAAGCCAAAUAAAAAACAAAUAUAUAUAUA